Messenger RNA from Prorocentrum cordatum, 1212 nucleotides. The record is from the annotation of a GenBank genome assembly. NCBI's taxonomy places the organism in Eukaryota, Dinophyceae, Prorocentrales, Prorocentraceae.
AUGGGGGACCCCAAGCCAGGAACGGCCGCCCACGCGAAGAAGAAGGCGCGCAACGCCGCCUACAACGCCCGCAAACGCGCGGAGAAGAAGGCCGCCGCCCUCGAGGCGGUGGUCGAGCCUUACACGAGGAAGAUCGCGCGGCUGGAACACAGGGUGGACUUGGUGCGCGACCACAGGCAAGACUUCUGGGAGCAGCUGCAGAAGACGAAGAGCGGAGAAGGAGCGCGACGACGCACGUGCAACGGCGACGAGGUGUCGGCGGUGAAGGGCACCAUUUUGGCGGGUACGCCCACGAGCCUAUGGAUGAACAAGCUCGACGCCUUCGUGAUGUGGUGCUUCGACUACAGCCUUGGCACGCUCAAGGGCGAGGUUGGCGUUGACGCCCACGCAACUGUGGAGCGCUGGAUUCAGACGUUUGAAGAGGGCGUCGAGGAGCACAUGGCCAGGAAGAUGGACUCUGCGAGCAUUUUCGCAGACCUGCUCGGCGGCGGCCCGCGCAAGCGCCCCGCUGCUGCGAAAGCUGCGCCGAAGCGUCGGGCCAAGCGCUCGGCGAAGAGUCGUCCAGCCCAGGCGGGCGUCAAGAAGCGGCCUGUCAUGAAGCGCCCCGCGCGGUCCAGGCUCCCUGCUGCCCGAACCAGGAAGGUCAUCCUGCAGGUGGACGAGUCCUUCCUGAACAAGGGCAAGCUGUCCAAGCUGGCGAAGAACGCAAGGCCGAAGAAAGACAAGCUAUGGCUUUGGGGCGCCGUCGUGCAGGGUUCGCCGCACCUGUUCUUCUUCAAAGUAUUGAAGUCUGUCGAGGGUGCUUACGACGGCAAGCCCAGGGGCAAGCAGGAGCUGUUGGAGAACUUCAAGGAGCUGUCGCCUCCCGCUGGCGUCGUCAUCGUCUCGGACAAGUGGAGGGGGACCAUCGCGGCUGUGAAGCAGUACCGCAAUGACGCUGGCCUCACCGAGCGGAUGCUCCCGCACGAGGUAGUGAACCACAGCGCUGGCGAGAUCACGAACGAAAGAGGGUUCACUACCAACCACGUAGAGCUCCAAUGGCCAUUGGUCAAGCGGUGGAUCAGGAAGCGCUACGGCGGGACGUUGCCCAAGAAGGCCGACAGGAAGAAGUGGUCGAGGCUCCUUGCCGAGCACAAGUUCCGCACCCACAUCAAGGCCAGUGGGCAGAAGGUGAGUUUCGCGGCGCUGGCAGCUGCGUUCCAGGCGUGGUGA